Molecule: messenger RNA, 986 nt
Organism: Drosophila eugracilis
Lineage: Eukaryota; Metazoa; Arthropoda; Insecta; Diptera; Drosophilidae
Gene: Jhbp12
Product: protein takeout
Exons: 4
Coding region: 146-901 (251 amino acids)
Source: RefSeq, a predicted model, not a curated record
CAGAACCACCUGUCACCAUCUUAAACGAUACGGAAAUCGAGCGGGCGCGUGUUUUGGUGAUCUUUUCGUGCCGUUUGUCAAUUGAAGUUACUCUUGGUCAACCGAUUUCUGUAUCCGAUUUCGUACAUCUCCCCCCGGACGAGAUAUGUCAAAAUACUCGCUGCUACUGCUGCUGUUAAUCGCUGCGAUUGCGCAGGAAUUAAUUGUAACGGCAGCGCAAGAUUUGCCCGAAGGCUUUCCCAAGUGCAAACGGGACGCGAACUUUGACAAAUGUCUUGUGGAUGCUGUAAAUGUGGCGAUACAGCAGCUGAAAGCUGGCAAUAAGGAAUUCGGCAUCCCGCCCCUCGAGCCGCUGACCGUGAAGAAACUCGUUAUAGACGCCGGCAAUGCGCCAAUAAAUCUGCGCCAGGCCUUGAAGAAUGUGAAGGUGCACGACAUGAUCUCUACCAGCAAGAUCCAGCGGUAUAGAACCGACCUGGACAAGCACUUGAUAAUCUGUGAUAGCCGAACGGACCGCAUUGAAAUGAUUGGUGAUUAUGAGAUGUCCGGGCGUAUACUUUUGCUACCCAUCACUGGACAUGGAAGGGCUAAUGUCACGCUGAUCAAUACUAAGAUCGAGCAUCGCCUGAUUGGUGAACCCUUCGAGCGCGAUGGUGUCAAGUACAUGCGCCUUAAGGAUUACCGCGUGUCAUUCGACCCCAAGAGGGUCUACAUGAACUUCGAGAAUCUUUUCAAUGACAAAACCCUUUCGGAUGGUAUGAAUCGAUUCCUAAACGAGAACUGGGAAACGGUGUUCAACGAGCUGAAAGUGGGAUAUGCCAAGAGCUUCGGCAUCAUAUUCCGGGAGCUGUCAAACAAACUGUUCGAGAAAGUGCCCUUUGAUAAUAUAUUUUUAAGUUAAGUGCUUUAAGUUAUGAGCUUUCACUUACCUAUUGGGUAACGCCUUAUUUAUGUUACUAAUUAGUUAAUAAAGAAAUUACAACGUA